This is a messenger RNA of Botrytis porri, 3153 nucleotides long. RefSeq lists its product as uncharacterized. The record is from RefSeq and is a predicted model, not a curated record. NCBI's taxonomy places the organism in Eukaryota, Fungi, Ascomycota, Leotiomycetes, Helotiales, Sclerotiniaceae. The transcript has 5 exons. Bases 1 to 3153 code for a protein of 1050 amino acids.
AUGCUUACUAUGUUGCGAGCUGGCUCUCAGAGCGAUGAUGGCUCUGACACAACCGAGGAGAUAGUAAGAGACGGGUACCCGUAUUAUUUCAAGAAAAAUAAUGGCCGCAUGGUGAUGGCAAGAAAGAUUUCUACAAAACGUGGAAAGAAAAACUUCAGUUUGCUAGGUCAAGCUUUCGGGAUCCAUGAACCCAAGAGAAAAACUUCCAUAGAGGCCUUGAGGAAGAAGAAGAAACUGGCGCGCUUUCCUAUCCCACGACCUCCUCAUUCGACAGCGCACCCACCACAAAACUUUCCCAUCUUUGCACCACCACCAAUUCCUUAUGCGCCAAACAUCCCUCAACAGCCCUUCCCGAAUCCCAAUUUCUUUGCUCAAACAGCCCCUGGAUUUCCUCCUUUCUACCCUGUUCCUGGAUUUCCUGCUGCUCCUGCGCCUGUGCCGGCAUCGACAACAGCACAGCAACCCAUGCGAUUUGCGUUUCCACCAAAAGUAUCAAAGUCCCCAGAUUUUGAAGAUCUUCGAAAAGUAGAAUCCGACUUUCUUAAGAGGGAGAAGUCAAAGUCAAAAAGAGACGGAAACAAUGAUGACCAUACAGAGAUCAAGACUACCACAACGACCGUCAUCACCAAACAUAUCUGUGUCGGCUGCCAGAGAGAUCGUUCUUCUAAGUACCAUCUUGAAAAUCCAAUCAAGGCUGGCGAGACUCCUACUCCUGGGUUUUGUCGCAGGUGUCGCAGAAACGUUACUUCUACUAGUGGCUCAAGUAGUGAUGAUAGUGAUGACAGUGAUUCAAGGAUUGAUGGAUAUGGAGGAAGAGGAAGAAGAAGAAGAAGAACAAAAGAGAGAGGUUCGAAGAAGCAUUACAGACGCAAACCUAUGUCUCGAGCUCGUUCAACUGAAUUCUUGAGCCGAGAUGAUGAGGGAAGAGGCAAUGCUCACUGUAAAGACCAUCGGCCUGAAGUCGUCGUUGAGGAGAAAGUUACACACGAACGCGAAACCGCACCCAAGGACCCAGCUCGACGAAGUGAGGACAACUCGAAACACUCAGCAUCCAGAAGCUACACUCGUACUCGUGAAAGAGAUAUCGUUGAUGAAGACUCUGCUGCUAGAGGAGAGCCAAAGGUGAGAAUCAGUAUCACAAAUCGAUCCUUAUCGGUCAGUCCACCAUCAAUCGUUGAUGAUUCCCGAGAAAAGUCAGUCCGCUUUAACCAGCAAGCGAGGAAAGCAAAUGCUACUUCUCAAGCCACCUCUCGACAAGACCUUCAUAAAGCAUACAGAUACGUUGAGCCGCUUCACUCUGCUGCUCGUUACGAAUCUCCGCCAAGAUCUGUUCGUUUCUCAAAAGAGUCUCUUCCAAGCUUACGUACGAAAGAUCAUGCUCAGCGCAGACGUACUGAGCGUGCAUAUCCUGAGCGUACUUACGAUGAUGACAUUCAUGAGCAAGUACAUGAACAUGUUCCUCGUCGUCGCUCCGAUGAAGAUAUUAUCGUGGUUGAAACCGAACAUGAACAGCCUGAAUCUCGACGUGGGCCAAGAAAUCUGCCUCGCCGUGUCCCGCGCUCCUCUGACGAAGACUUCAUCGUUGUCGAGACCGAACAUGAAUUUCCCAGAUCUCGAUUUGAAUCUAGACACGAUCUAAGGAGACCACAAGAGAGACGUCGCAGUCCUCCACUUACCCCCAUCAGGACUCGAGAAACAUAUAUUACCUCUAAAGUUGAUCAGCAUGGCAAUGAGACGCAGUAUAAAUGGACUACUACAAGCCGAACAAGUUCAAGCUUAAGCUCUCUGAGGAGUUUCGAGCCAAGUAUUCGACGUGCUUCUUCAGAUAUCUAUCAUCCUUCAACCAUUCGUUGUUCUUCAGAUUCUAGUGAAGAGUUUAAUAGAGCUUAUGAAAUGGCUCAUCAGAAUUUGCCAAACCCAGGACCUCGUCGUCGUCAACGUAGCUCAUUCAAAAGUUAUGGAAACUUUAUGGAUGGCACCAAGACACCUCCUCGAGCGCCAGACCCACCAACCUCGAACGGUAAUUGGGACCCCAGAUAUGUGUCCAGAAGCAGAGAUUGUUCAACUUCUCAGAGUAAUUUACCUAAAGUUCCUCAACAUCAGAGCACUCCUCGGAACAAUCAGGCAUGGAUGAAUGCAUCGACAAUCGAUCAGCUUGAUCAACCCUUGGAACAGAAUCGAAAAUCACGAGUUCAUUCUCGAUCAUCUUAUUCUCAAUCUUCUGGCUCAAUGGUCACUCAAUCGGAUUCUUUCACAACAACAUCAACACCAGCUGGCUUAUAUGAACUUAGUGUUUCGGACUCUACACGUUUAUCCAUGGUCUCUCAGCCAGUUUCUAUUCGCGACACUACAGACAGUGGGAAUGAAAUUGAAUCCACUAUCGCCGCCCCGAGUACAAAGGCAAUUCUCAAAAAGAAGCCAGUUAUUGAACCUAGCCGUCGUAGUUAUGAACGUGCUGAAAUUCCAGAUUCCAAAGUCGACGAUAAGAGCCAUGCUGUCCGCUCUACCUCCCAGAAGUACAGGGAUCAAAUUGGAAGCUAUACAGCCUAUGUUGAGUACGGUAAUGCAGCAGUGGCUGCCAACGAAACAAAUCACCACAACGCUAGUAAUCGCACUCGAAACGUUGCAGGCAAAGAUGAUAAUGCUACCAUCGUUGACGACGCUACUGAUCUCACUCUCCGAACAGCUCGUUCUAAGACCGCUGUGCUUGAUCGUGUCAAGCUUCGACGCCGAGUAUCUUUUCAAGAAAACCCUGAGUAUUCGGCUACUCCUAAGCCAUCUAGAGAGAAUUCUUGGGCCGAGACUACCAAUAAUGAUGCGGAGCAAUCAUAUGGUGGCAAUACCUAUACCAAUAAUCAAUCUUGGGAUGCUAAUGCAGAUCAAUCCUAUAGCGCUACUAGUAACAAUACCGAAACCGUCCUUCCGGAUAUAGGCGGCUACAAUGGUGGCGCUAGUGUCAAAUGCAAUCCCUUGGAUUUCAGCGGAGGUGGUUUUGCAUCUACUCCUACACCGAAGUCCAAAACCGGUACAGGAGGGGAUGGUAAUACUGAUGGCAAUGGCAAUGGCAAUAAUAAGAAUAAGAAGGAAGCUGAUGAUGAUGAUGAUGACGAUAGCUGGGGACCCAUCCCUACAUUUUCUUCUCUCAAACUUUAA